This is a messenger RNA of Coregonus clupeaformis (lake whitefish), 955 nucleotides long. Its product is annotated as ras-related protein Rab-38-like. Gene Ontology annotation, molecular function: GTP binding; GTPase activity. Gene Ontology annotation, cellular component: trans-Golgi network; Golgi apparatus; lysosome. Bases 159 to 830 code for a protein of 223 amino acids. The transcript has 5 exons. The record is from RefSeq and is a predicted model, not a curated record. NCBI's taxonomy places the organism in Eukaryota, Metazoa, Chordata, Actinopteri, Salmoniformes, Salmonidae. Gene Ontology annotation, biological process: endosome to lysosome transport; phagosome-lysosome fusion.
UGUGUGUGUGCUUGCGCGCAGAGCAGAGCAGAGCAGAGCAGAGAGGAGAGAUCAGAAGACAGGGAACUGCUCCUUAAAACCACAUUUAGAACCAAACCUUUUCCUUCUAUAACGUAUUUUUUGAUUAAACUACCGGGUGAACCGUACCCUGAACUGGCAUGAUCAACCAACGACUUCCCCCGUCGUCCGCCGCCGGGAUGCCGAACCCCGGAAAGGAACACCUGUACAAGGUGUUGGUGAUUGGGGACCUGGGUGUGGGGAAGACCUCGAUCAUUAAGCGGUAUGUCCAUCAGACUUAUUCCACCAACUACCGCGCCACCAUUGGCGUGGAUUUCGCCCUGAAGGUCCUGAACUGGGACUCUGAGACCGUCCGGCUACAGCUGUGGGACAUUGCGGGUCAGGAGCGGUUUGGGAACAUGACCCGUGUGUACUACAGAGAGGCGAUGGGGGCGUUCAUCGUGUUUGACGUGACACGGCCGUCUACCUUCGAAGCCAUCACCAAGUGGAAGGAGGACCUGGACUCUAAACUCAUGCUGACCAACAAAGAGAGCAUCGCCACAGUCCUAUUGGCUAAUAAAUGUGACCAGGGGCGGGAGGUUCUGACCAAUAACGGCUUGAAGAUGGACCAGUUCUGUAAAGACAAUGGCUUUGUCGGCUGGUUCGAGACCUCAGCCAAGGAGAACACUAACAUCAACGAGGCAGCCAACUUCCUGGUGAAACACAUCAUGGCUACAGAGAAUGACAUCCUAAAGUCAGUGAUCCCAGACACCAUCUCUCCAAAACUAGACGACUCACAACCUGGGACCUGCUCUGCCUGCUACAAACCAUAGCUAGACGACUCACAACCUGGGACCUGCUCUGCCUGCUACAAACCAUAGAGGGAGGAGAGGAGGAGAGGACUGGGGAGGAGGCGAGGGGAGGAGGCGAGGGGAGGAGAGAACUAACCAUAGAGAAG